This is a messenger RNA of Pelobates fuscus (common spadefoot toad), 5540 nucleotides long. Its product is annotated as complement C3-like. The record is from RefSeq and is a predicted model, not a curated record. Gene Ontology annotation, cellular component: extracellular region. The transcript is spliced from 42 exons. Gene Ontology annotation, molecular function: endopeptidase inhibitor activity; protein binding. NCBI's taxonomy places the organism in Eukaryota, Metazoa, Chordata, Amphibia, Anura, Pelobatidae. The coding region runs from base 38 to 5176 and encodes 1712 amino acids.
CCAUCCAACACAGUAUGCAGAGCAUCCUGACGGCACCAUGGGGUGCAUAGCUGUGUGUCUUGCCCUUCUAGCCCUGAUUGCAAGCUCCUGUGCCCAACCACCAUGUUCCCUGAUAACUCCAAACGUUUUCCAUGUGGGCAGUGAAGAAACAAUUGUAAUUGAUGCACAGGGGCAAAACAAAGCUUUUGAAGCAGACAUCUUAAUCCAGGAUUUCCCUCUGAAGAAAAGAAUUUUUAACCAAACCAAAUUGUCUCUGAAUAACGUCAAUGGUUUCCUGGGCACGGCCAAUAUAAAGAUUUCUGCCCAAGAAUUACAGAAUGACCCAAAAAAUAAGCAGUACGUCUAUAUCAUUGUGAAGGCUCCAGAGUGUCCUCUCAAUAAAGUGGUCCUAGUGUCAUUUCAAACUGGAUACAUCUUCAUACAAACAGAUAAGCCUCUUUACACACCCGGGUCUUCAGUUCUUUAUCGAAUUUUCAUCAUCGGACCGUCGCUGCUGCCUGAUUCCCGCAUUGUUGAUGUUGAGAUCAGUAAUCCAGAAGGUAUUGUGGUUUGGAAGGAUCCAUUCUCUGCUUUGGAUAAAAGUGGGAUUAUAUCAAAGAGUUACACACUUCCGGAGAUUGCAAAUGUUGGAACUUGGCAGAUUUCCUCCAAAUUUCAAGAUGUACCUCAAGAAAUAUUUCGAACUGAAUUUGAGGUGAAGGAAUAUGUGCUGCCAAGUUUCGAAGUGACACUGCAUAUGGAUCAGAACUUUUUCUAUAUAGACGACAAUGAAUUGUCCGUGAAUAUUAUGGCAAAGUUCUUGCAUGGAAAGCCGGUGGAAGGUUCUGGUCACGCAAUUUUCGGGGCUUUGAUUGACAAUGAAAAAAGGAGUAUCCCAGAAAGCUUGACCAAAAUAAAUGUGGUAAAUGGGAAAAGCAGAGUCACACUAGACCGUAAUGUUAUUAUGAGUCGAUUCCGUGAUCUGAACAUGCUUCUGGGAAAUUCAUUCUAUGUCAAAGUCACGGUCUUAACCAAUCAAGGAAGUGACCUGGUGGAAACUGAGAAGUCUGGAAUCCCUAUUGUGAAAUCAGCUUUUAAAUUUAUUUUUUCCAAGACUUCUAAAUACUUCAAGCCUGGUUUGCCUUACAUAUUAUUGAUGACUUUGCAGAAUCCUGAUGGAUCACCAGCAUCAGGUAUCAACGUUUGUGUAGUGGAUGGACAACAAUGUUCAAAAACCUUCACAGAUGGGACAGCUCAGUUUGUUCUAAACAAUAUUCAGAAUGUGGCAGAAAAGGAGCUCAAGGUCCUGACUAAAGAAGAACAUAUUCCAGAGCAUCGUCAGGCAACAGGCUCCUUCACCAUUCAGGCGUACAAACCACAAAGUGCGUCGGCGAAUUAUCUUCACAUCAAUGUUGCGGGAUCUCAGGCCAAAGCAGGAAACACUCUGCUCAUCAACUUCUACUUUAAGAACCCAAAUAAUGACAUCCAGAAUGGCAUCCAGCAUGUUACUUAUCUGAUUUUGAGCCGGGGGAGGAUCGUGGAAGUUGCCCGACAAGAACGCAAUGCAGGUCAAGCCUCCGUUGCAAAGACUCUGGUUGUCAAAGAAAAUUUCCUCCCUUCCUUCCGUAUUGUGGCAUAUUAUGUUGUUAGCUCAUCUAAUGAGAUUGUGGCUGACUCUGUGUGGGUGGAUGUAACAAAUUCCUGCAUAGGGAAAGUUGAAAUUUCCCAGGAAACCAAUAAUUUAUACAAUAAGCCAGAACCAGGAACUCCUAUUUCUCUGAAAAUUACAGGAGACCCAGGAGCAAAUAUAGGCUUGGUAGCUGUGGACAGGGCUGUGUAUGUCCUGAACAGCAAAAAUAGGCUGUCCCAAUCCAAGGUAUGGAAGCAGGUGGACCUGAGUGAUCUUGGCUGUAGUCCUGGAGGGGGAAGUGAUAAUAUUGGGGUCUUUACAGAUGCUGGACUUUCCAUAGAUACCACUAAAGGUCUCAAAACAUCUGUACGUUCCGAGUUACGAUGCGUUGAAGCUCAGAGAUCACGACGUUCUGCGACAGUUUCUGGACUUAAAGCCAAGUUAGUGAAAGAAUAUGUUGAUGACCGUCUGCGUCAGUGCUGCGUGGAUGGGAUGGAGGAGAAUCCCAUGAAAUAUACCUGUCAGAGACGUGCGCAGUAUGUGUUGGAGAGUGAAGAUUGCAUUGCUGAAUUCAUAAAGUGCUGCAAGCAAAUCUAUGAGCCAGAAGUACCCAAGAGAGGCACACGGCCAAGAUAUUCAAAAAAAGGGUCUGAGACGUGGGCGCUUCACGUCAACCGUGACACUGGUGUGAUGUCCAGAGUCAGUGCAAGAACCAGAGUUUGCUGCAACAAAAUGGACGCUAAAAUGUCACACAGCACCAGAAUAAGUGACCAGACACUGGUUAGAGCCUUUCAUCAUGCAAGUGUUACGAACACUGGAGCAGUUGAGAAGCAAGAAGAUAAUGACGAAUACAUUGAAAUGAAGAAUAUCAUAUCCCGAAGCACCUUUUCUGAGAGCUGGCUGUGGAAGGUAGAAACUCUUCCCUCAAAAGCCAAUCGCGAUGGAUAUUCAUCCAAGAUUGUUAAAACCGCCCUUCCAGAUUCCAUUACCACUUGGGAAUUUUUGGCAAUUGGCAUGUCCCCUACUACAGGGAUCUGUGUUGCACCAUCCUUUAACCUCAUAGUCAAAAAAGACUUUUUUAUCGACUUGCGACUUCCUUAUUCUGUUGUCCGUAAUGAGCAGGUGGAGAUUCGAGUGGUCCUAUACAGCUAUGUCAAUGACCCUAUUGAGGUGCUUGUGGAUCUCAUGUACAAUGAGGAGAUGUGCAGCUCAUCAACAAGAGAGGAAAACUUCCGUCAGAUAGUAACUCUGGAGCCAGAGGGAUCUAUCGUUAUUCCAUUUGUCAUUGUACCUCUCAAAAUUGGAGAGUUGCAGGUGGAAGUGAGGGCACUGGUCAGAGAUAUAUUCUACAGCGAUGGUGUGAUAAAGAAACUAAAGAUUGUGCCCGAAGGGAUUAGAAUCAUGAAAACCAUCCAGAGUGUUGUAUUGGACCCAUUACGUUCUGAGGCCGGAGUUCAGAUACUGACCAUCGACCCUGUCCCUCAGAACGAUAUUGUUCCCAACAGUGAACCUGUGACAUUUGUCAGCGUGAAAGGUGACCUUCUGGGGGAAACAUUGGGCAAUUCCAUUGACGGUUCCAAUCUUAACCACCUAAUCAUGGUGCCUGCUGGAUGUGGAGAGCAGAAUAUGAUGACAAUGACCCCCAGUGUGAUCGCCACCCGAUACCUUGAUAUCACUGGCCAAUGGGAGAAAGUUGGACUAAAUCGUAGAGAAGAAGCCAUUAAAACCAUUAACCAGGGAUAUGUUCAGCAGUUGGUAUAUCGAAAAAAUGACAACUCUUAUUCUGCCUUUACUAAUAGACCAGCCAGUACCUGGCUCACAGCAUAUGUAGUUAAGAUUUUUUCUAUGGCAUUUGAGUUGGUACAUAUUGAAAAAAGUGUCCUAUGUGGGGCUGUACGGUGGCUAAUUGAGGAGAAACAACUACCUAACGGAGCUUUCAAAGAGGACGCACCGGUCAUUCAUGGUGAGAUGGUGGGAGGAUCUGGCAGAACUGAUCCCGAUGCUUCUCUCACGGCAUUUGUCCUGAUUGGCAUUUCGGAGGCACAAAAAAUCUGUAACUCGGAAGUCAGUAUCCUGGCUAACAGUGUGACUAAAAGUGCAGAGUAUUUAGAGGGUAGGAUAAAGACUCUAAAAAAGCCAUAUACCGUGUGCAUUGUGUCCUAUGCUCUCGCUCUUGUCGGAAAGCUCCCGGACCACGUCCAGCUAAUUAAAGUUUCAGAUGAUUCCACCCACUGGGCUGAAACCUCUUCUGAUCUCUAUUCUAUUGAAGCCACAUCAUAUGGCUUGCUUGCCUUUCUCAAGCUCGGCCUCUAUCACCUGGCUGCACCGGUUGCUCGUUGGCUGACAGAACAGAGGUUUUAUGGUGGAGGAUACGGCUCCACACAGGCCACAAUAAUGGUGUUUCAAGCCCUAUCAGAAUACCAGGCUCACACCCCCCUAAUGAAUGACAUAGAAAUGGACGUGACACUCACUUUGCCUGGGAGAAGGGUUCCUGUAAACUUCAGGGUCGAUACGAAGAAUGCUAUGCUCCAGCGCAGUGAGAUGAUGUCGAUGACAGGCAAGAUUAAUGUUUUGGCGAAAGGAAGAGGACAGGGCACUCUCACGGUCAUGUCUGUGUAUUAUGCUCCAAUGGCCGAGGGAGCUGUUCCUUGCAGGAACUUUGAGUUCACUGUAACCCUUGAGGAUGCACCAAAUGCAACAAAGCCAGAAGGGGCCCUGAGAUCCAUGUACAUCAAUAUCUGUAUGAAGUUCCUUGGAAUCAUAGAUUCUACAAUGACUAUUGUGGACUUAUCAUUGCUCACUGGAUUUAAACCAGACAUGGAAGAUCUCAAAAAGUUGACCAACAGGGUUGACAGAUAUAUCUCAAAGUUUGAGAUGGACACAGAACUGUCGGAUCGAGGGUCUCUCAUUAUUUAUUUAGAUAAGGUGUCCAGAUCGGAACAUGAAUGCCUCAGGUUCAAGAUUCACCAACAUUUCGAGGUUGGAAUUCUUCAGCCAGCGGCAGUCACCGUCUAUGAAUACUAUUCCCUUGAAAACCGAUGUACAAAGUUCUACCACCCAACAGAGGAGCAGGGAGAAAUUCGGAAAAUCUGUAGAGGAGCUGAAUGUCACUGCAUGGCAGAACGAUGCAAUUUAAAGAACGUCCACAGAGAGAAACUAGAUUAUAAAGCUCGAAUGGAAGCUGCUUGCAUGGCCGGAGUGGAUUACGUAUAUGAGACCAAACUGGAGAAAACAGACACAACGGGAGCCUAUGACAUCUAUACAAUGAUCAUAACCACCGUCAUCAAACUAGGUACAGAUGAAUUAAAAGAAGGCAGCAGGAGAGACUUUUUCAGUCAUCGGGGCUGCAGAGACUCCUUGAAAUUGAACCUUGGUCGUACCUACAUUCUAUGGGGGCGCAGUGAGGAUAUAUGGGAAAUGAAAAAUCAGAAAUCCUAUGUAAUCAAUGGCGGGACUUGGAUUGAGGAAAUACCAACGAAUGAAGAAUGUGCAAAGUCAAAAUCGAACUACUGUGAAGAAAUCUUCAAGUUCAGUGACACGUUGGUCCUGACUGGUUGCAUGACCUAAGUGCUGCUAUGUUAAAUCGGAUGUUGGUCAUUCUACAGCUUGGAUCAUGCAUUAAAUCCCACAGUCACAUAGUGAUCUUUUAUUUCAUGGCACGGGCAAACCUGCCCAAUGAGGUUUAAAGAAUGAAACAUGAGACAUUGUAUGUAGCGAUCAUACUUGUAUAUAACUUUAUAUUUUAGAAUAACGUGCGAUUAGCACAGAAUAAAUGGGGAGCGGUGAUUGUACAGGCAAAGUGCUCUCUGUUAUAUUGCGGAAAUGGAUGACAUUCUUUUAAGAACCUGAAGUUGUCUGUAAUCCAGACUUAAACCAGAUCAAACCACUUGUGCUUUAUUUUUACUCUAUAAAUAAACUCUUAGUUUACCAA